UGCAUUAUUCAUUCUACAGGUAUCAGUGGUACAACACGCACGAAAGUCUUUGUAUUGGAAACUGAAAAUAUGGCGUGGUGCACAGUGCGAUAGUAUUUUCAACCUAAGGGUAAUUUUCAAUGAAAUUCUUCACGUUCGUUGUUCGGCAAUUAAGAUUUGUGAGCGGAGUUUGACCGAUCGCGAACGGCUUUGUUUUUAUCGCACUAGAGCUUUCCGGGAGCUCAUUUUUUCUCUACUCUUUAUUACAUCGUCGCCAAAACGGAAGAAGAGGGAUUCCAAUCCUCAGUGACUGCUUUUUUUUAUUUUCAUUGAUGUGAUGUUACCAAAGAGUGUUCGGAUUAAUCGUCUUUAUAAAGUUUUACGCAAGUGAUCGCAACUUAACAAAUCAUGCAUCGAUAUACCGUUAAUGUCGUUUUGUUGUUGGUUUUCUGUUGCUCAGUAAACAGUCAAUUUGAUAGUAUUAGUGAUACGGAAAUCACGGAAGAAUUAGAUCCAUCAAAAUUAUCGUCACCCCAUGUGGAGUCAUCUCGAUCGUCGGCCCAAACGAGUCAUGGCACAAGGCCUGUCUCUGGGAAUAAUCAUAAACCAACAUUCGUAAACUGUUCCCUUUAUUCUGAGACAAAAAUUUAUGAAGAACAAAAGAUAGGAACUUAUGUGACGACCAUGAAUGCAACGGAUAACGACCCCCCGGAGUCUGGAGGCACAGUGACUUACGCCAUAGUCCAUCGUGAGGGUGUUCGCAAAUUUUUCAACAUUGAUAGCACCACCGGAGUGAUCACCACCGCUCAUGUAUUCGAUAGAGAUGAGCCAACUCGACAAAAGGAAGUUUAUAUUACAGUUAAAGCCAGCGACAAUGGCUGGCCCGUUUUAGCUGAUAUUUGUAUACUUAAAAUCACAAUCUUGGAUAUUAACGAUAAUUAUCCUAUUUUUGAUAAAUCGAAAUAUGACGAAAAAGUGACAGAAGAUGCAAAAGUAGAUCGAGAAGUAAUGCGUGUAUUUGCAUAUGAUGCAGAUGAAGGUGACAACGCGCGAUUAACAUAUUCGAUUAAAGCGGAUGGUGUCAACAACGAAUUUAAUACAUAUUUUCAAAUAGAUCAAAACACGGGGGUGAUUAAUUUGAAAGAAAGCGUAGCAUCGUAUCAUGAAAAAGUUUUCAAUGCUUUAGUACUUGUGCAAGAUAACCCGAUUAAUAUAACGGAACAAAAAUCGAACGAAGCUGAUAUCACGAUUAAAGUCGUUGAUUCAAAUAAACAGCUUCCAUCGUUUGUACAUUAUCCAAAAGAGCCGAUUUUGAUUUAUGAAAAUUUUAGUAAUUUUGAAGAACAAAUAAUAAAUUUGACUGCUCAAUCAAAUAUAGACUUAGAGGAAAUACAAUUUGAUUUGUUACGUUUACAAACGGCUCAAUCCAAUAAAGAUAACACUUUUAAAUUGACACCUAUAAAUGGAACUUCUGCCUAUAUAUCCUUGGGGCGACAAUUGGAUUAUGAGACGGUUACUGAAUACACAUUAACAGUUAAAGUGAUCAAUAAGGAUUCAUUACACGCUUCUACACAAAUACAUAUUAAAGUAGCUGACGUUAACGAUGAAAUUCCGGCAUUUAUUGAACUCGUUUCCGGUAGUGUUUUAGAAAACGAAGAAAUUGGUACGCGAGUUAUGCAAGUUAGGGCUAUCGAUAGGGACGGAACUUCAGCGAAUAACAUCGUAAGCUACGAAUUACAAGCUGGACAAGCACACGAAGAUAAAUUUGCUAUUGAAAAAGAUACCGGUAUUGUUACAACAAAAAUAAAAUUUGAUCGUGAAGCCGCGCAAGUUUAUGAUAUUAUUGUACUAGCUAAAGAUAAUUCACCAAGUGCCUUAUAUAAAAGUGGCGAACCGAACAUCGCCCAUCAAACAUUUCGUAUAACAAUUGAAGAUAAAAACGAUAAUCCCCCAGUUUUUGAAAAAAGUGUUUACAGAGUUAAUAAUAUAUUGGAAAGUACAAAUAUUGGUGUAACAAUCGCGGAAGUAAGAGCCAUCGAUCAAGAUACGGCAGCUAUUAUAUCUUAUACUAUUAGGUCGGGGAACGAUGGCGAUUCAUUUGAUGUUGAAAGAACAACUGGAAGAAUUGUGGUUAAGUCAAAAUUAGAUUACGAAAAGAUACAAAGUUAUAACUUAACAGUUGAAGCAUCGGACGGAUCGUAUUCCGAUAAAGCUACCGUUUUAAUUUUUAUUGAUAAUAUAAACGACGAAUUACCCGUUUUUGAACCCUACGAUAAACGAAUCACCGAUAUAGUCGAAGAAACCAUUCCAGUAGAUUGUAUUAUUCGCCUAACAGCUUACGAUCCCGAUAUACAAGAUCGUAACGCCCCACAAAAUAUCGAAUAUCAAGUCGAUGACCGUUAUAAACAUUUCCUAAGUAUCGAUAAAGACGGGUGCGUAAAAUUAAUAAAAAAGUUAGAUCGUGAUAAACCAAACGGUUCCGAAACAUAUCAAGCUUACAUCCAUGCUUUCGACGAUGGAAAUAGUCCAAAUUCGCAAACGCAAUCGGCGGAAAUUUUCUUAGAUCUCAAAGACAUAAACGACAACGCGCCAUUUUUAACAGUAACCGAAACAGUUUGGCAGGAAAAUCAAGAACCCGGCGAAAUAAUAACUUUUGAAGCAGACGAUUAUGAUAGUCCCGAAAACGGACCACCUUUCACGUACAGUUUUGCCGAAAAAAUUGAUGAAAACACUAAAUCAAAAUUUUAUAUUAAACAAGAUAAAUUAUAUGCUAGCACGGAAUUUGAUCGCGAAGAACAAAAAUAUUACGAUAUUUUAAUUGCAAUUACAGACAGCGGAACACCAGAAACGCAAACCGGGGUUAGCAAUUUUCGCGUAAUUAUCGGCGAUGUAAAUGAUAAUCCAGCGCAAGAUGGUGAAAGUGAAAUAUUUGUUUAUAAUUAUAAAGGUACCGCACCGGAUAUGCAAAUAGGUAGGGUUUUUGUUGAAGAUCCCGACGAUUGGGAUUUAAGGGACAAAAAUUUUCAAUGGAGAUAUGAUCAAAACGAGUAUUUCCAAUUAGAUAAUAACGACGGUAUGCUUACGAUGCGGCAAGGAACGCCGGAAAAUCUUUAUGUAUUAGAAUUUGAAGUAACGGAGGAAGCGCCUCCGUUAAUUCCACGACAUACAGUUCAAGCGAAAGUGACGGUCACUGUCAAAGAAAUUCCGGAAGAAGCUGUGGUUAAAUCCGGCUCAAUUCGUUUAAAUGACACGUCGAUUGAAGAAUUUAUAACUCGCGUUAACGGCGUUAGCAAAAAAGACAUAUUACAAGAACAUUUAUCAAAAAUUUUAAAUACAAGUAAAGAAAAUGUCGAUAUUUUUACGGUAAUUAGAACGCCGAGUGAUUCGCAACUUGUUGAUGUUCGAUUUUCCGCUCACGGUUCGCCUUAUUAUGCGGCAGAAAGACUUAACAAUAAAAUUAGUUUACAUCAUGAAGCGCUUGAACAGGAACUUGGAGUUACAUUCGUUAUGAUCAGUAUUAGCGAAUGUAUGAAGGAAAGUAUUUGUGGUUCAGAAACUUCUUGUAUGAGUCAACUGAGUAUUAUGGACACCCCAGCGAUUGUUUUUACAAACCGAACGUCAUUUGUUGGUGUAAAAGCGAUCGUCGAAGCACUUUGCGAAUGUGUAGAAAUUCCCAGAAGACAAACGUGUUUGAACGGUGGUACAUUUAAUAUUGAGACGUCUUUAUGCGACUGUCCAGGUGAUUUUGAGGGUCCUAAUUGCGAAGCUUUGUCUGUUGGGUUUCAAGGAAACGGCUGGGCUAUGUAUCCGACGUUUAAUGCUUGUGAUAAAACGAAAAUUACGUUGGAAGUUGAAACGAGUUCAGAUGAUGGGUUAAUAUUUUACGCCGGGCCUUUAUCUAAAUCUCCAAACUUACCGAUUAGCGACUUUAUUUCAUUAGAAAUCAACGCUGGUUUUCCAAAAUUAAUUCUAAAUUAUGGUUCGGGCACAGUUCCAGUUUUUUUGAAAUCGAAACGAAUUAACGACGGGGCCAGUCAUACAAUUAGCAUCGAAUUCGAUCCGAAAGAAAUCGCUUUUUCCGUUGAUCACUGCCAUACAAGCGAUUGCGUCACUUUGGCGCACCCAAAAGGACCCAACACGCUUUUAAACGUUAACGGACCAUUACAAGUCGGAGGAACUAGAGAACCAUUGAAAGAACUCGGUGAAAUUUUCCGUUGGGAGCAUAUGCCCGUGGAACAAGGAUUCGCUGGGUGCAUUCGAAAUUUAACUUAUAAUUCGUAUCUCUACGAUCUUGGGAUGCCCGGCGAACAUGAAAAUGCGAGACCCAAUUGUAACUUUGGAAUUUCAAAGGCUGUUACUUUCGGGAUUGAUUCAAACUUUUUAGUUGCAAUAUUAGUUUGCGUUGCCAUUUUAUUAAUUUUGUUAUUGGCAGUUGUGGUACAUAGACGCAAAGAAAACAAUUGGAACGAAAAAGAUAAUGAUGAUAUAACGGAAACUAUAAUUGCAUACACGGAUGAGGGUGGUGAAAACGACGCUGCUUUCGAUAUGAACUUCUUGAAGGUGCCCGAUGAGGAGCCGCCAAUUAACGAGAAAUUGUUGACGCAAGCGCCGAAGGUUCCCGACAUUCGAGGUUUCGUCGAUAACAAAAAAGAUGACUGCGAUCGCGAUCCGAAUAAUUAUCCAUUUGACGACGUUCGUUAUUACGCUUACGAAGGAGAUGGAAAUAGUACUGGGUCGUUAUCUUCUCUUGCAUCAUGUACUGAUGAUGGUGAUUUGAAGUUUAAUUAUUUGUCAAGUUUCGGUCCGAGAUUCCGUAAAUUGGCGGAUAUGUACGGUGAACCAAGCGAUGAAGAUAGUCAUGAUGGUGGCGAAGAAUCAUUUUGCUAAACGAAAUGAAUUAAGAAAGGUUUAAAAAAAGAAUAAAAUUGGGAAGUAUUUUCUAGAUAGGCUGAAAAAAAAAUAAAUUAAAACCGAGAGUCGA
Molecule: messenger RNA, 4960 nt
Organism: Onthophagus taurus
Lineage: Eukaryota; Metazoa; Arthropoda; Insecta; Coleoptera; Scarabaeidae
Gene: shg
Product: DE-cadherin
Biological process (GO): cell-cell junction assembly; homophilic cell-cell adhesion; adherens junction organization
Cellular component (GO): catenin complex; plasma membrane; adherens junction
Molecular function (GO): calcium ion binding; beta-catenin binding; cadherin binding
Source: RefSeq, a predicted model, not a curated record